This is a messenger RNA of Triticum turgidum subsp. durum (durum wheat), 2085 nucleotides long. The record is from the annotation of a GenBank genome assembly. NCBI's taxonomy places the organism in Eukaryota, Viridiplantae, Streptophyta, Magnoliopsida, Poales, Poaceae.
AUGUCGCGGGCGUCGCUGUCGCCGUCGUCGUCGGGCGACGAGGAGGACGACGACGACGAGGGGGUCGACGGGUACCGCAAGGGCGGAUACCACGCCGUGCGCCCUGGGGACCAGUUCUCCGCCGGACGCUACGUCACCCAGCGCAAACUCGGGUGGGGCAACUUCUCCACCGUCUGGCUCGCCUUCGACGUCGCGUCCCAGAAAUUUGUUGCUCUUAAGAUUCAGAAGAGUGCACCAGAGUUUGCUCAAGCUGCUCUUCAUGAAAUUGAGUUCCUCUCGGAGAUCACUAAGAGAGAUCCUUCAAACUGUAAAUGCACCAUCCAGUUGAUAGAUCACUUCAAGCAUGCAGGGCCAAAUGGGCAGCAUAUCUGCCUUGUCUUUGAAUUCCUUGGAGACAGCUUACUUAAGCUAGUACAGUACAACCGCUACAAAGGCAUUGGACUGGGUAGGGUGAAGGAAAUAUGCAGGUCCAUUUUGGUAGGUCUUGAUUACUUGCAUGGAGAGCUUGCAAUCAUCCAUUCAGAUUUGAAACUUGAAAAUGUCCUACUUGUUUCAACAAUUGAUCCCUCAAAGGAUCCCAUUCGCUCCGGACUUAAACCUAAUCUUGAGAAGCCUGAGGGGAAUCCUAAUGGAGAAGCUGUUCUUAACCCGAUUGAUAAGAAACUGAAGAUGAGAGCAAGGAGGGUGCUCGCAAAGCUUGCUGAGAAAAGAAAAUCAGCUGCAGAAUUUGCACGCUCAGAAAGAAGCUUGGAUGGGAUUGACAUGACAUGCAAGAUUGUAGAUUUUGGAAAUGCUUGUUGGGCUGACAAGCAAUUUACAGAUUUUAUUCAGACAAGGCAGUACCGGGCACCAGAGGUCAUUCUUGGUGCAGGAUACUCAUUUCCUGUUGAUAUGUGGUCGUUUGCUUGUAUUGCGUUUGAGCUCGCAACGGGCGAAAUGCUAUUUACGCCCAAGGAAGGGCAUGGGUACAGCGAAGAUGAGGAUCACUUGGCUUUAAUGAUGGAGGUCUUAGGAAAGAUGCCUAGAAAGAUUGCUACGAUGGGAACAAAAUCGAAGGAGUAUUUUGAUCGCCAUGGAGAUCUGAAGCGGAUAAGAAGACUGAAAUUCUCGUCUAUUGAACGUGUCCUAGUUGACAAAUAUAAAAUUCCUCAAUCAGAUGCUCGGGAAUUUGCUGAGUUUCUAUGCCCUUUACUUGAUUUUGCCCCAGAGAAGCGCCCGACAGCUGCACACUGUCUAAAGAAUAAAUGGCUUCAGCGUGAUGAUGGUAAGAAUGUUACCAACAUUGCUUCUAAGAGCAGUGAUGUAACAUGCAACUUCGGGAGCAUGCCUGACAGUUGUGCCCAAAGAAUUGAUGCAAAGGGGAACACUAAAAGCAGUAUCAACAGUAACACUGAGAAUGCUGAUGUGGUACGACCCACUGAAAGGAUUUCCAACAGCAAUGCCAAAAGCACUUGUGUAAAUCCCAACACUGGAACAAUCAUGUAUAAGGAUGGAAACAACUCUGAUGUAAAGCCCCACUCUGGUAGCAUCAUCACAAACAAAAAUGCCAAAAGCUCCGAUGAAAAGCCUUUCACUGGAAGCAUCUCCAACAAAGAUGACAAAACAGUUGAUACAAAGCCCAUCACUUGGAGCAGCACCAGCACUGACGACAAGAGCGUUGACACAAAGAGCAGCAUUGGAAGCGUUACCAACAGAGAUGCAAAGAGCAUUGAAGGGAAGCGAAACAUUCGAAGCGUUGUAAACAGUUAUAUGAAGAAUUUUGAUGCAAAGCGGAACACUGGAAGCAUAGCCAAUAGCGAAGUCAAGGACUUGGAUGUUAAGCCCAGCAGUGGAGAUAUUGUCAGUGUUGAUACCAACAGUACUAGUGCAAAGCCCAACACUGGAAGUGUUGAAAACAGUGAUGUCACGGGUACUAUUUUGAUGGCGAACACAGGCCCUGCCAACAGCGGUGCCAAGUUACAGACUAACACUGACAGUGUUGAUGAGGAUGACACAGAUUCGAAGCCCAAUGUUGGACGUGUUGCGGCAAGCAUACAGAGGCUGGAGAGCAGCAUGAGUAAGGUACAAAUCGGGAGAUAUCGAUGA